This is a messenger RNA of Scheffersomyces coipomensis, 426 nucleotides long. Its product is annotated as anaphase promoting complex subunit 11. Gene Ontology annotation, biological process: anaphase-promoting complex-dependent catabolic process; protein ubiquitination; positive regulation of mitotic metaphase/anaphase transition. Gene Ontology annotation, cellular component: anaphase-promoting complex; nucleus. Bases 1 to 426 code for a protein of 141 amino acids. The record is from RefSeq and is a predicted model, not a curated record. Gene Ontology annotation, molecular function: zinc ion binding; cullin family protein binding; ubiquitin protein ligase activity. The transcript has a single exon. NCBI's taxonomy places the organism in Eukaryota, Fungi, Ascomycota, Pichiomycetes, Serinales, Debaryomycetaceae.
AUGAAAGUGAAAAUAAUAGAUUGGCAUGGUGUGUCAUCGUGGCAUUGGAACCUUGUUUCCGAUAAUCAAAAUGAAUCCGAAUACGUUGAUGAAUUAUGUGGUAUUUGCAGAGUAGCCUUCGAUGGUACUUGUCCCAACUGUCUUUAUCCAGGAGACGAUUGUCCCAUUGUCCUUGGAGCAGGAUGCAGUCAUAACUUCCAUCUUCAUUGUAUUUACAAGUGGUUAGAGCAGAACUCGUCAAAAGGUCUCUGUCCAAUGUGUAGGCAAGUGUUCACUUAUAAAGAGAGUUAUCCAAUCGUCACUGAAGAAUUGACCAAUUUACAAAAUCUAAUCCAAGGCCAUAAGUCAGUCAGAGAGAGUGGCAGAGAAGUUGGUCAAGAGGCGGAUGGCUUCGAAGAUGAUGGUGAUUUACAAAUGUCUGCCUAA